ACAUUCACACUCAGUGAAUGAACAGCCGCCCUAGUAGGAGAAUGUGCUGCCAGUGCUCUUGAUAUUUUCCCCUCGCUAGUGACUCGUAUUCGCCGUUAUAUUUAUUUCAAGUCAUUCACCAUGGUGCAGAGCUACCAGUCGCCCGUCCGGGUGUACAAGUACCCCUUCGAGCUGGUCAUGGAGGUGAGUGUCGGAAAUGGCCUUUUUUUGGGGGGGUGGAUAAUGAUGAUGAUGAUAAUGAGGAGUUGGAGGAAGAGGAGGAAGAAGAUGAGGAAAACCAACAAAAGAGCAAAAGGUGAAGGAGGAGGAGGAGGAGGAGGCAGAAACAGAAAACAGAAGGAAAAUAGGAAAAGGCACGUGCCACCACUGCCCUCAUCAUUAGAAAAAAAAAAAAAGAAGAAGAAAGAAAAACGAAAAAAAGGAGAGAAAAAAACGUCUAAUUGUCAACAAACAGAUAAGAAGGCGUACGUGAGGCGCUUCCCGAAGUGCGACAUGAUCCCCAUAAUGGCCGGCACAGACGUCCUGAAGGAGACCACCUCCAAGGACGGGGCCGUCAACCAGAUAUCCCGCCGCUGCAGGUUACACGUGGAGGCGCCCUACCUGUUGAAGAAGAUCAUGGGGGUGGAGUUCAUUCACUUCAUCCAGACUAACACCCUGGAUAGACGCAACAGAACGCUCAAGAUCGACGCCUACAACGAGAGUUUUCUCCUCCAGGGUGGGAUCAAGGAACACUGCACAUACUCGGUUCAUCCAGAGAACAGUGAAUGGACAUGCUUUGAGCAGACUGCCAGCCUUGAUAUCAAAUCUUUCUUUGGGUUUGAGAGCACAGUGGAGAAGAUCGCCAUGAAGCAAUACUCCCAGAACAUCUCAAAGGGCAAAGAAAUAAUUGAGCACUUCAUAACGGAACUGAAGAAGGAAGGAGUUACACAUAUCCCAAGGUGGGUGGAGCCACAACCAGAGCAGACCGAGGAUGAAGAGAACAGCAAGGUGGAGAGUGAAGUCGAGAGCAGCUCUGAGGAGACUGAAAAGCGUGACCGCACUAGCAGCACGCCAUCCACAGGCUCCCGGGAACUCCAGCUUGGGGCAUCUGCCACCAACAUCCUCAGCAUGGAUGCUGUCACCCUCAAUGACGGUGGUGAUAUGUUGGCCAACAACAAUGAGUACAAUAAGAGGUGUCACGAUAGCCUGGUGGCCGAGGAGGUGGAUAAUGGCCGCAUUGACAGGGAAAACAACAAGUUGGAUGCUGACUACAUUAAGAGAUGUUUAGGAGACCUGACGCCAUUGCAAGAAUCUAGGUUGAUACAGCUGAAAAAGUGGGUUGCUGAACUUCAGAAAGGAAAGGUCCCCAGUGACACGUGUUUGCUGAGGUUCCUUCGGGCACGAGACUUCAAUAUUGAGAAGGCACGAGAAAUGCUGAGUCACUCACUCAUCUGGCGCAAGAAGAACCAGGUGGACAAGAUGAUGAACGAGUAUCAAGUGCCAUCAGUGAUUCAGGAAUACUUCCCUGGAGGAUGGCACCACCACGACAAGGAGUGUCGGCCGCUGUACUUGUUACGUCUCGGCCAGAUGGACGUGAAGGGCCUUGUAAAAAGUGUUGGGGAAGAAGGACUCCUGAAGCAUACCCUGCAUAUCUGUGAGGAGGGCCUGCGACUGACAGAGGAGGCGACCUUAACCUAUGGGCGGCCCAUCACCACCUGGACGCUGCUGGUGGACCUGGAGGGUCUCAACAUGCGCCAUCUGUGGAGACCGGGCAUUCGCACACUGCUCAAGAUCAUCGAGAUUGUGGAAGCCAACUACCCUGAGACCAUGAGCUGUGUCCUCAUCAUCCGAGCACCAAGAGUGUUCCCCAUCCUGUGGACGCUCGUCUCCACCUUCAUUGAUGAAACCACAAGAUCAAAGUUCUUAUUCUAUGGUGGGAAUGACUACCAAGGACCUGGUGGCUUAAUAGACUACAUGCCCAAGGAGAACAUUCCUCACAUCCUUGGAGGAGAGUGCAAGACUGUGGUGCAUGAGGCCGGCCUGGUGCCCAAGAGCAUGUAUCUGCCGGGAGAAGAGAUGGAUGCAGCCCGUCAGCACCUUCCCAUGUCUGACCAGUCAAUUUAUCGUUCUGUCUCAUUGGGAAGGGGUCAGGUGCAUGAGAUGGUGCUGCUCAUAGAGGAGGCAGGAUCAGUCAUCUGCUGGGACUUUGAUGUCAUGAAGAAUGAUGUCUCCUUCUCUGUCCUGAGAACCAAAGUGCCCAUCACCCAUCGCCCUGAGCCUCAGUCUCCCACUGGAGCCAUGGGGAUGAUUGAUGCUGUGAUGGGCAGUGAUGACCUGCAUCGCUCUGUCAUAGAGAAAGGCUGGCGGGAAGGUCAUGAAUAUUUCCGUGUUGAACCACAGCUGAUCUGCCAUGAUGGAGAAAGCAUCCAGUAUCAUGAGAGAGAUGGCCACGAACCCAGCCGUGUGGACCCGCAUCCUGUCUAUCGUGAAGGAGAGAGCAUCCAGGGUUCCCACGUGACCUCCCACAUGGGCACCUACAUCCUGCAGUGGCGCUAUUACGAGUCCACACAGCACACUUCCCCCCUGGACAUCAUCGACUCCAUCACUGCUCCCAAGGCCAAGAUCAUGUAUUACUAUGAGACACUCAAGUCAGCUGAUUACAGGGGCUCAAUGACCAGCCUUCAGUCAUGCCAGAGUGGCUUUUCUUCCCUGUCCUCCAACACAAACAAAUCUGCAAAUUCCUCGUGUCCGUCUCGCUGACCUUAAGUUCUUGUGGCAAAUUCUUGCCAGAACACUUCAUCCCCACAAACACUCAGAAGUCCUUGAAUUGUUGCUAGAUGAGUAAAUUCCAUGAAAAUGUUGGGAUUAUGCAGGACACUGUGUUACUUGGUGUCCAGGUAGAUCAGGAAGUUUAGUUGUUAAGUGGCCGUGGUGCCCAGUGCCUGUGGUGUGUGCUGCACCUGUUUACCUGCGGGGAAAAUGUCCCACUGUUUAGUAUGUAUAUCUAAGUAUUCAAUAGUUGCCUAUCUCAUGUGAUUUUUUUCAUUGUGAAACUUCUGGUGAUUUCAUAUACUGAAGAUCUUCAUGGUACUGUUUUCCUGGGAAUUUGAAUAUUCUUCUUCAAAACAAUUGUGAAAUUAAUGACUCAUUGCACUCUGGUAUAAUGAUUCUCUUGGACAUGGUACUAUUAUUUUAACAAAUAUUAAAGUGACUUGUGCUUCUUUUCCAAAAGUGUCAUUAUAUUAUGUGUGGAUCAGUUUUUAUCAUGCACUUGACAGUGAACCAACCAGAAGCAUUUCCAGACACUUAAUGGACUUGAAAGAAUUUAUUAAAAAAAAAUCUGAGUCUUUAUUAUAUCUA
Messenger RNA from Scylla paramamosain (green mud crab), 3339 nucleotides. RefSeq names its product SEC14-like protein 1 (gene retm). Gene Ontology annotation, cellular component: cytoplasm. NCBI's taxonomy places the organism in Eukaryota, Metazoa, Arthropoda, Malacostraca, Decapoda, Portunidae. The record is from RefSeq and is a predicted model, not a curated record.